GGCAGCACUCACUUUCUCUACCAUUUCCGCAAGAACACAUGCAGAAAAUGGAUCCUUUCCUCCUUUUCAUUUCCAUCGUGUUCAUCUUUUCUUUUACUUGCAAAUACUACCAAAAGCUUAAAUACAAGCUCCCUCCAGGCCCAUUUCCAUGGCCAGUACUAGGAAACUUACCCAACAUUGAACCAGACGUAUCCAAAUGUCUUGACAACUGGUCACAAACUUAUGGCCGGAUUAUAUCAAUUUGGGUUGGUUCAACACUUAACGUUGUCGUUUCAUCCUCAGAGUUGGCAGAAGAAGUGCUCAAAGACAAGGACCAGGUACUAGCUCAUAGGCCCAGAAAUAAAGCAGUCAGUAUAAUGUCCAGAAACGGCAAAGGCAUUUUAUGGGCUGACUAUGGUCCUCAAUAUGCCAGGCUAAGAAAAAUUUGUAUGCUCGAGCUCUUCUCUCAGAAGGGUACUGAAGCUUUUAGACCUAUUAGAGAAGGUGAAGUUAGAGCAAUGAUUGAAUCCAUCUAUAAAGACUCUACUUGUCUUGAUAACAAGCAAGACGACAAUUUGUUUCUCAGAAAGUAUUUGAAUCCAGUAGUCUUAAAUAGCGUUAGUAUGUUAGUAUUAGGCAGCCGAUUUCUGACUAGAGAAGGUGUAACGAACGAACUAGGCUCUGAAUUUAAAGCAAUCUUUGGUGAUGAAAUGAAGCUUGCAACUUCUCUUACCCCAGCUGAGCAUAUAUGGUGGCUGAACUGGAUCUUUCGUUUUCGAAACAAGGCGUUUUCAGGACUUCUGGCUCGUAGAGACAGCCUCAUUCGAGCAAUAAUGGAGGAGCAUAAGAAGGUUUGUGAUGCUAAGCAGCAUCUUGUUGAUUCACUUCUCAAUUUGCAAGAGACAUCUAAUGGAAUUUGCGAUGAGGACAUUACAGGAUUACUUUGGGAUGUGACAACCGCAGGCAUGGAGACUAGUACUGUAGUUGUUGAAUACACCAUGGCUCAGCUUGUCAAGAAUCCAAGGUUACAGUUGAAAGCACAAGAAGAACUUGACCAUGUAAUUGGAAACAAACGGGUUAUGUCUGAAUCAGACAUCUCAAACCUCCCUUACCUCCGAUGCGUAGUGAAGGAAGCGCUAAGAUUGCACCCUCCAGCUCCAUUUCUACAACCGCACAAGGCAAAUGCCGAUGUCAAGAUUGGCGGAUACGACAUUCCUGAAGGAACAAACAUUCACGUUAAUGUAAGAGCUAUAGGACGUGAUCCUGAAAUUUGGAAAGACUCACUAGAGUUUAAACCUGAAAGAUUCUUGGAGGAAGACGUUGAAAUGAAAGGUUAUGAUUUUCGAUUGUUGCCAUUUGGUGCAGGGAGGCGUAUGUGCCCUGCUGCCCAGCUUGGUAUCAAUUUGGCGACGUCCAUGAUUGGUCAUUUGUUGCAUCAUUUCAACUGGAGCUUGCCUGAUGCCGUAGUGCCUGAAGAGAUCGACUUAUCCGCGAUACCAGGAUCACCAAGUUUCUUAAAAACCCCACUACAAGUAGUGCCUACAUUGAGAUUGCCAGCCCACUUAUACAAACAUGAGAGUUAUGAUGCCAAGUAAUUUUUGCUUAACUUUCGAUAUCCAUAGAUCGUGUGUGUAUUUAUUCGAAGGUAAUCCUGAAUUUGUAAUAAGUAGCUUUAUUCUCAUAAAUUUUUCAUCCUACU
Molecule: messenger RNA, 1678 nt
Organism: Ricinus communis (castor bean)
Lineage: Eukaryota; Viridiplantae; Streptophyta; Magnoliopsida; Malpighiales; Euphorbiaceae
Product: p-coumarate 3-hydroxylase
Exons: 1
Coding region: 39-1574 (511 amino acids)
Molecular function (GO): oxidoreductase activity, acting on paired donors, with incorporation or reduction of molecular oxygen; heme binding; monooxygenase activity
Source: RefSeq, a predicted model, not a curated record